Messenger RNA from Camellia sinensis, 1419 nucleotides. Its product is annotated as 5'-adenylylsulfate reductase-like 5. The record is from RefSeq and is a predicted model, not a curated record. NCBI's taxonomy places the organism in Eukaryota, Viridiplantae, Streptophyta, Magnoliopsida, Ericales, Theaceae.
CUCCGUCAAGCCCAUUGGGGUCCUAAAUUCCUAGCAUGCGAUUUAUCAAAUCAAAUUUGUACACCAAUAAGAAGAAGAAGAAGAAAGUGGCUAAGAGAGAGAGACCUUGCAAAAGCUGAGAUUUUUAGAGAGAGAGAGAGAGAGAGAGAGAGAGGAGGGGGGCCAUAAUUGAUCUGUGAAUGGUUUGUUUCAUAGUUUUAAUGGCGGCAUCGAUGAGAUAUGUUGUAUUGAUGUGUAUAUUUACAGUGGCGUCUUCGAUUCGAUAUGCAGCUUCAUCUUCUGUAUCUGCAUCGACGUGUUCUCCUCAAUCCAAUUCGUUUAUUCACGAUCUACAGGGUCAAUGCCCCCUUACGAUCUCCUAUUCUUCGCCUAUUCAGUUGGACGGGGAAUCUCUUGACAGAGCUUUGAGCUCUAGUCAGACAAAUGUAUAUACUGCUGCUUUGUUCUAUGCCUCAUGGUGCCCUUUUUCAAGUGGUGUUCGAUCCAAGUUUGCUGUCCUCAGUUCAAUGUUUCCUCAAAUCAAACAUGUAGUGCUUGAACAAUCUUCUGCCAUGCCAAGUGUUCUUUCAAGAUACGGAAUUCAUAGCUUGCCUGCAAUAUUGAUAGUGAACCGGUCAUCAAGGGCACGGUAUCAUGGUCCAAAAGCUCUCUCCUCAUUUGUGGACUUCUAUAAGAGAGCUACAGGACUUGACCCGGUAGUGGAUGUGACUGAAGAACAAGGGAGCUACUCCGAAAGUGGUCAUAAAGCACUUAACGCAUGGAAAGGAAACUCUUUGAAGGAGAUAUUGUUUAGGGAACCUUAUCUAAUUUUCUCGGUGUUGUUCCUCUUUUUAAGGGUAUUCCUAUAUUUCUUCCCAGAGAUAAUAUCCCGUUUAAUCACUCUGUGGGUUGCUUGCAUACCGCAUCUAAAGGUCAGAAUCUUUGGAGAGACAAGGCAACUUUUGGGGCGUGUUCUCCACCUGAUUGAUGUAAAGAGAGUCUGGAGCAAGCUGAAGCUGUGCAAAACCAGGAAAUUUCAUAAUGGAGCUAGGAGUGCUCGGGUUUGGGCAUCGUCUUUGGCAUCUGUCUCAUUGGGUGAGACUUCCCCGGCAAGAUCGGUUGCCUCAGGGGAUUCCUAGAACUUGAUGAAUGGGUUUCACCUCAAAUUGAACCAAGGACGAACUUGACUUUUGAUCAUGAGGAGCAUACUUCUAUGAUGGUCACAGAGGGUUUUUAACUGUUUUGUUAGUUCUAUUUUUCUCACAUAUUUUUUUUUGGGUUGAAAUGUUGUCUUGAAUUUAUCUAUAUAUCUGUAGAACUGAAGGUGUUCUGUUGUUUGUGUGUUCCGAGGGAACUAAGAUAACAAAGAUGUAAAUUUGAGAAGAUUAAUCUUUUUAUGUAUAUUAUCUUAGCAUUUGAAUGGACGUGCUACUUUUGAAA